AUGGGCCAGGGGCUGUACGCCAUGCCAGCUAGCGUCCUGCAAGCGCUGUCGAGCCGGGGGACACUGGUGCUGGAGGCAGCACUGAGGAGCGCACUGCUGGCACUGGAGCGGGCGCUGGCUGAGCAGCAGAAGCAAUGGGGUGCCUGCGGGCUCUGUGCCCCCUGCCUCUUCCCCCCCUGCGCCAACCUCACCCAACGCUGCCCACCCCCUGCCGUGCCCCCCGCCGUGCCCCCCAGCUGCCAGGCCCUGUUGGAUGCCCAAGCGCUGCCCGAGCUGCCCCAACGCCACUGGGCACUGAGCCAGGCUUGUGCUCCCUACCUGCGCCUGUGCCCCCCUCAGGGCACCCAGCCUGCCUGCACCCUGCUCAGUGCCCAGCGCUGCCAGCACCGCCUCCAGGAGUGCCUGCUGGCGAAGGCAGCCCUGAAUGCCAGUGCGGCGGCAGCGAUGCCAGAGGGCUGCGGGCUCCGGGCGGACCCCCCCACCGACAGCACAGCCCCCCGAGGACGCAUCAUGGGCGGCAGUGCGGCCCGGCACGGGGCUUGGCCGUGGCUGGUGUCCGUGCGGCUGCACGGGGAGCUGGUGUGCGGCGGGGUGCUGGUGGGCCACGCGUGGGCCCUCACCGCCGCCCACUGCUUCAACGGGUACGGUGUGGGAACGGGGCCGUGGGGCGGCACUGCUGUCCCCAAAGCCUUAAUCGUCGCUCUCCAUCCCUGUGCCAGGAACCAGAACGAGUUGGCAUGGACGGUGGUGGUGGGCGACCACGAGCUGGGCAAGGCGGACCCCGGGGAGCGGGCAGUACCUGUGCGGCGCAUCGUGCCUCACCCCAAGUUCAACCCCAAGACGUUUCACGGGGACCUGGCGCUGCUGGAGCUGGCGGAGCCGCUGGCACCGUCAGGCACCGUAAUCCCUGUGUGCCUGCCCAGCGCUGCCACCGAGCCCAGCCCCGGCACCCCCUGCCACAUCGCGGGGUGGGGGUCCCUGUAUGAAGAGGGGCCAUCGGCCGAGGUGGUGAUGGAGGCACAGGUGCCCCUGCUCAGCCAGGAGACAUGCCGGGCAGCCCUGGGCAGGGAGCUGCUCACCAGCGCCAUGUUCUGUGCCGGGUACCUGUCCGGGGGCAUCGAUUCCUGCCAGGUAACGCCACCCCACAACACAGCAGUGCCCUGGGCAUGGGGUGAGCACACAGUGCCAGGCAUGUCCCCCGCCCGCUGUGUCCUGGUUGGGCUGAUGUGUGGAUGUCCCCCCCCCCAGGGUGACUCGGGGGGUCCACUGGUGUGCCAGGACCCCUCCUCAAAUCACUUUGUCCUCUACGGCAUCACCUCGUGGGGUGACGGCUGCGGCGAGCGGGGCAAACCGGGCGUCUACACUCGUGUGGCUGCCUUCGCCGACUGGCUCAGCCUGCAGAUGGACCCUGUUCCUGGCAGCCGGGAACCAAGCUGCUUUGACCUGCUGGCCCUAUCCCAGCUGCCCCCUGAGCAGCAGCCCCUGGAGCGCACUCGUCUCUGCUCCUUCUAUGCGGGGUCCUGCCGGGCUGCCCCGGGCCGAGCCAGCUGCACCCACCUUGCUGAUGAGACCUGCCGUGCCCAGACAAGGAGAUGCGAGCUGCACUCCUACGCCCAGACCCUGGUGGGUCUCCUGCGCCGGGCUGGGGACUUCAUCCAAAACCAGCUCGACUUCUCCUUCCUCACCCGCACCCUGCCCCAGCUCCUGGGCAAGAUCUACGGGCACCUCUUCCCCAUCCGCAUCCGUAGGGAUGUCCCAGACCCAGCGAUGGCUGAUCACCCCACAGCUGAGGGACCCCUGAGACCACCCCGCAGGCAGCUGCCCACCUUCAGGGAAUUUUUUGGGUCUGUGGGGCCACGGCUGCAGGACUGGGUGCAGGCGCUGAGGGCCACGGCAGGGGGCAGCCCCCUGGCACCCACCCCAGACGGGGAGCAGCUCCAUGAGGAGAUGUGGCUCUUCUUACAGGUAUUUAGGAAGAAAUGGGCUAAGGGGAGCCUUGCCCCUAUGAUGGUGCCAGCAAGGACCAUACCCCUGCAGCACCCCAUGGGCACUCCACUGUCUGCACUGUCCCCCUCCUCUUCUCUGCAGCAGAGUGAGAAGGUGGUAGAGGAGCUGGUGGGACAGGGCAGAGCUUUUCUCACCCAGCUAAGGGCAGAGCUGAACCUUGACACCCCCUUGGAGGCCAUGCAGGCACCAGGAGAGUCACCUGGGAACCUCAUGCUGAAUCGCUCAGUGCCAAGGGAGAAACGAGAGCUGGUGCCCACGAUGCCAGGGCUGGAGGAGGAGGAGGAGGCAGGCACAGGCAGAGCUGCAGCUUGCCCUGGCCUCAAUGCCUCCACAUUGAGGGUUGGCGUGGUGCAGGAGCUCUACGCCUGGGUGCUGCAGGUGCCAGAGCCGGACCUGGCCAUGACCUUCCAGGAGAUCCUGGUGGACCUAAGCUCAAAAAACACCAAGGGGCUGUACCGAGCGCAGGUGCGGGCCACAGUGGGCGGCCGGCCCACGGCUUUUGCUGGGCUGGUGGGGCUGGAGAGUGACUCGCUGGCACGCAGCAUGCCCGGUCUCGUGGCCUUGGCACUUGAGGCUCUGAAAACCUAGGGGUGCUGGCAGGGGAUGAGGCACAG
This is a messenger RNA of Numida meleagris (helmeted guineafowl), 2621 nucleotides long. RefSeq names its product protease, serine 56 (gene PRSS56). The record is from RefSeq and is a predicted model, not a curated record. NCBI's taxonomy places the organism in Eukaryota, Metazoa, Chordata, Aves, Galliformes, Numididae. Gene Ontology annotation, molecular function: serine-type endopeptidase activity. Gene Ontology annotation, biological process: proteolysis.